AUGGACAAGAAGCCAGACGACGACAAUGGUAAGUCCCAAGAUGUCGAGGUGAGAAAAGGGCCGUGGACGAUGGAAGAGGAUCUCAUCCUCAUCAACUACAUAGCGAAUCACGGCGAAGGCAGUUGGAACUCCCUAGCCAAAGCUGCUGGUCUAAAACGUACCGGGAAGAGUUGUCGGCUCCGGUGGCUGAACUAUCUGCGACCCGACGUCCGGAGAGGCAACAUCACUACUGAGGAGCAGCUCCUGAUCAUGGAACUGCAUGCCAAGUGGGGAAACAGGUGGUCUAAAAUUGCAAAGCAUCUUCCCGGAAGGACUGACAAUGAGAUAAAGAACUUCUGGAGGACUAGAAUCCAAAAGCACAUCAAGCAGGCAGAGGCUUUCUCUGGUCAGAGCUCCGAGAUGAGUGAUCAAGCAAGCACAAGCCACAUGUCCAGCAUGCCAGAGCCGAUGGAGACCUACGACUCACCGCCGUCAUUCCGAGGCAACAACAACAUGGAGCCUUUGCCGGUGAAUUUGUCGGUCGAGUCGAAUGAAGCCUACUGGAGCAUGGACGAUCUUUGGUCUAUGCAGUUACUCAAUGGGGAUUGA
Messenger RNA from Eucalyptus grandis, 588 nucleotides. RefSeq names its product MYB-like transcription factor EOBII. The coding region runs from base 1 to 588 and encodes 195 amino acids. Gene Ontology annotation, molecular function: DNA-binding transcription factor activity; sequence-specific DNA binding. The transcript is spliced from 3 exons. Gene Ontology annotation, cellular component: nucleus. NCBI's taxonomy places the organism in Eukaryota, Viridiplantae, Streptophyta, Magnoliopsida, Myrtales, Myrtaceae. The record is from RefSeq and is a predicted model, not a curated record. Gene Ontology annotation, biological process: regulation of DNA-templated transcription.